UGGUGCCGCUCCCGGUCCCUGUCGCGGUCCCGUCCCGUCCCGGUUCGGUCAUGUCGGGCCGCUGCUGCCACGGGCAGACGCCCAGCCGUGACAUCCCGGGCCCCGGGAAAUGCCUCGCCCUGCCCGACGGGGCCCCGCUGCCGCCCGGCGACUACAGCACCACACCGGGGGGCACCGUGUUCGGGACCACGCCGGGCGGUACCAGGAUUAUUUAUGACAGGAAGUUUCUGAUGGAAUGCCGCAAUUCCCCCGGUGCCAAAACCCCUCCCUCCGACCUUCCCGACAUUCCAGGAGUCACCAGCCCCAGCGUGGAGGAGCUGAAGGUGGAAAACCACCACGUGCAGAGCUGUGAGGAGAAAGUGAGCGCAGCAGGUGAGGAGGAGCAGUUUGACAUGGACAUCUAAACACACCUGCCCUGGAGUGAUCCAGUGAAGCAGCAGGACUUGUCUGGAGGAUUCUCACCAGCAGCCAUGCCUUGAGUGCCUUCCUGCUCUGGGAAAGGCAGAUUAUUCCCUCAGGAGAGCAGGGUUUGUCCUGUUCCAGGGGCCAGGCCAGGGGUGCUGCAGGGGAAACUCUGCCCCACCUUGGUUUUGGUUCCAGUUUUAUGCUUUUUGUUAAAUCAUUUUAAUACUGUAACAGUAAGGGAAACGCAAUCGAAGGGAGAAAUAAAAAUCACCGUGGAGUCUCCUGGUGUGGAGAUGAAUGCAA
Messenger RNA from Melospiza melodia melodia, 708 nucleotides. RefSeq names its product eukaryotic translation initiation factor 4E binding protein 1 (gene EIF4EBP1). Gene Ontology annotation, molecular function: eukaryotic initiation factor 4E binding. Gene Ontology annotation, cellular component: cytoplasm. Bases 51 to 404 code for a protein of 117 amino acids. The transcript is spliced from 3 exons. Lineage: Eukaryota; Metazoa; Chordata; Aves; Passeriformes; Passerellidae. Gene Ontology annotation, biological process: negative regulation of translational initiation. The record is from RefSeq and is a predicted model, not a curated record.